Molecule: messenger RNA, 1764 nt
Organism: Solanum pennellii
Lineage: Eukaryota; Viridiplantae; Streptophyta; Magnoliopsida; Solanales; Solanaceae
Exons: 9
Coding region: 1-1764 (587 amino acids)
Molecular function (GO): nucleic acid binding
Source: RefSeq, a predicted model, not a curated record
AUGGCGGUUAGUGAGUCUAAUGAGGCAGCAGUUGCUCCAUCUCAUUCAAUCGAGAUUGAUCAUUACCAUCCCCUGUAUCUGCAUCCAUCAGAUACAUCAGCUUUAUUAGGAAAAAGUAAACUUGGUUUUGUUGAUGGGAAACAUACCAGAGAAGCAUUUCCUUCAUCUCUUCAUGAUUUAUGGGAGAAGUAUAAUGUCAUUGUUCUCUCAUGGAUCAUCGAUUCAAUCAGGAAGGAACUCUUGAGCAGUGUGAUUUAUGCUUUGAAUGCAUCAAAAGUUUGGAGUGACCUAAAGGAAAGGUUGUGUGAAUGCUGGGAUGAAUUCGAUGCCAUAAUGCCUUGUCCAGCCUGUAACAGUCCUGAAUCUAGGAAGAAUUUGCAACAUUUUGAUUAUCAACGUUUACUUCAGUUUCUCAUUGGUCUAAAUGAGUCAUAUGCCCCCAUUACCUCCAGUAAUGCAUUGGGUAUAUCUUCUCAGAGUUCUCAUCCCAGUAUGGUUAAUUACUCUAACCAAUGGAUAGUAGACACAAGAGUAACCGAUCAUAUGGUUAGUGAUCCUCAUCUACUAUCCAACACUAGAACUCUUCUUAAUACAAGCAAAGACAAUGUUAUGCUACCUACUAGAAACACAGCUAGAGAUCUCUUCAGUGGAAGGGUGAAGGGGAUUGGGAAACAUGUUCAAGAUCUAUAUGUGGUGGAUUCUUCUUCUCUGAAUGCAGGAAGUGUCAAGCCUGAGUGCAUCAACACUAGGUGUCAUUUUGCCUUAGUAGAUAAUUCUAAGAAUAAAGUAGGCAUAGAUCUAUGGCACAAACGAUGGGGUCAUGCUCCAUUACAUACUUUGAAGCAGUUGAACAACUUGAAUUGCUGUGUUGACAACGUAAACUUUGAUCACAAACAUUAUAUUGUAUGCCCUUUGGCUAAGAAAACUAGAAUUCUUUUCCCUCUGAGUACUUCACAAUCUGAUGCUUGCUUUCAUAUUCUUCAUGAUGAUGUCUGGGGUCCCUACAGGAAUGGAGUUGUUGAGAGAAGGCUUAGAUACAUUUUAGACACUGCUCGAGCUAUCAGAUUUCAAGCAAGUGUUCCUCUCAGGUUUUGGGGGGAUUGUGUGGCCACUGUAGUGUAUUUGAUUAAUAGGUUUCCCUCUCAUACUCUUCAUGGCAAAUUUGCACCUAGAGCUGUUCCAGCUGUUUCUCUUGGUUAUUCCUUAACUCAAAAGGGCUACAAGAUGUAUCUUCUCCAGGAAAAAUCAUUUACGACUUCGAGAUCUGAUUCUAUACAUGUUCCUCAUGAUCCUUAUUCUUCUCCACAUGAUGCUGUUGAAGUUAACCCUUCCAUACCACUUGAAGCUGCUCCUUUGUCUGUGUCUACUUCAGUUGAGCCAGUUAGAAAAUCCUAUAGAACUCCCAAACCUGCCAUUUGGAUGAAAAACUAUAUUGCUCGUACAAGAACAAAGGUCUUCUGUCAUUUUCCUAUUUCCAAUUAUGUGAACUAUGGUCAGAUCUCUCCCUCUUACAGCUCAACAUUGACAGCUUACUCAGCUAUUUUGGAGCCUACUUCUUAUUCUGAAGCUGCUUCAGAUCCUAAACGGAUUGCAACCAUGCAGUCUGAGAUUGCUGCUUUGAUGGAUAAUAAUACAUGGAGUGUAGUAGAUAUUCCUUCCAGCAAGUCUCCAAUUGGAUGCAAGUGGGUGUACAAAAUCAAGCACAAAGCUAAUGGAGAGGUUGAACUAUACAAGGCACGGUUGGUUGCUACAGUGUUUAAUUAG